AUGCCUCUUCACACAUUUGAUACAACGCUAUAUGGCAAGAUCGUGGCAGAAAAAUUGACUCCAGAAAACUUUAAGCCGUAUGGGGGAGUUAUAUCUGCCGAUGACCAGAUCAAAAACGUCCAGUCAUCGUCUGCAAACUAUGGGACGGCAGUUAAAAUGCACAAGGUAGCUCCAAUUACCAACAAUUAUGCUCUGUGUCCUAGCAGAAAGCAGGCAACCGCCAACUGGAAUAUUUUUCGAUGCUCUGCUCCUAAGCAUCUUAUCUCAGGAUCUGGGUUCAGCAAACAGUACAAAGCCAAGGUUUUAGAGAGACAUCCAUUUUCUACUCAGACAUUUAUUCCGAUGGGUCAUUGCCCAAACGAAGCAGCAUACAUAGUAAUUGUUGCAACCACAGAUAAUUCAACAGCCCAAAACUUGCCUGAUCCAUCUACUUUAAAAGCCUUUGUUUGCAAGGGAAACCAGUCUGUGACAUAUGGAGUAGGAACAUGGCAUGCCCCCAUGGUGGUGAUAAAUGAAGCUAUUCUGUAUCUUGAUUUUGCAGUAUUCAUUCAUGAAAAUGGGGUUGCAGACGAAGAUUGCCAAGAAUGCUAUUUUGAGCCUGGGUACACUAUUGAAUACGCCAAUCCACUGACGCAACCCAAGCUCUGA
This is a messenger RNA of Clavispora lusitaniae ATCC 42720, 648 nucleotides long. Its product is annotated as ureidoglycolate hydrolase. Gene Ontology annotation, molecular function: ureidoglycolate hydrolase activity; ureidoglycolate lyase activity. The record is from RefSeq and is a predicted model, not a curated record. Lineage: Eukaryota; Fungi; Ascomycota; Pichiomycetes; Serinales; Metschnikowiaceae. Gene Ontology annotation, biological process: allantoin catabolic process.